Molecule: messenger RNA, 547 nt
Organism: Candoia aspera
Lineage: Eukaryota; Metazoa; Chordata; Lepidosauria; Squamata; Candoiidae
Product: vasotocin-neurophysin VT-like
Exons: 3
Coding region: 10-495 (161 amino acids)
Cellular component (GO): secretory granule; extracellular region
Molecular function (GO): neurohypophyseal hormone activity
Source: RefSeq, a predicted model, not a curated record
CCUUCUAAAAUGCCUGCUGGGGUUCUUGCUGUUUGUUUCUUCUGCCUUCUCACCUUGUCUUCGGCCUGCUACAUCCAGAACUGCCCCCGAGGAGGAAAGAGAGCCCUGCCUGAUGCAGAAAUCCGACAGUGUAUCCCUUGUGGUCCUGGAAACAAAGGAAACUGCUUUGGCCCCAGCAUAUGUUGUGGAGAAGAGCUGGGAUGCUAUUUUGGUACUGCUGAGACCCUGCGUUGCCUGGAGGAGAAUUUUCUCCCUUCUCCUUGCGAGGCUGGUGGGAAGCCCUGCAGUGCGGGUGGACGAUGUGCUACCUCUGGCAUUUGCUGCAAUGACGAAAGCUGCGUCUCUGAUGCCGCCUGUGGCGAUGAGAAUGGCGACAGGGGCCGACCGUCCUCGGAAAGGAAUCUGACUGUCCUGGAUGGCUCAGCCGGAGACCUCCUCCUCAGACUGAUGCACCUGGCCAACAGGCGGCAACAGGGGAAGCAGCCGUUCUAUUAAGGCACCGGAGAGACGGAGCUCCCUUUGCGUAAUGGCCUUAGGACCAGAAGCG